AAAAUUUUUAAGGGCUCUAGCAUCUUUUUGUCAUGUUUUAAAUAGAGUUGGUUUGGACUGGUAGCCCAGAUUUCCAUUACUUCAUUGUACAACAGCUCCGGAUCUGACUUCUGAGCAUAAACACCCAGCAAAGUAGUAGAUAGCCGGGGAGAUCAAGCGAGUCGGUGAGUCCCGAGUCAUUUUAAUCCAGUCACCGGCGACGAUGGAUCCGGCGAACUCAACUCUAGGGCGAAUGAUAUUGGAGGAGAUCACUCCAGUGGUCAUGGUCCUCCGCACCCCUCUCGUUGAGGAAUCUUCUCAGAAGAAUCAACUCUCCUUCAUCCAAUUGCUUUCUCCUUUCUGCAAUUUCAACAAUAUCGACGUGCCAGUUCGAACUGCAAGUGAUCAGCCUUACAGGCUCAAGAAGUUUAAAUUGCGCUUGUUUUAUGCUUCAGAUAUUCGGCAGCCUAAUAUUGAGGUUGCAAAGGAGCGGUUAAACCAAGUUAUCACUGAUGCUGGAGAGAAAGAUCUUUCUGACUUAUGUUCAGAACCUCUGGAAAUUGAGACUGUGCUCAACUCUUCGCAAAACGAGUUCCUACCGUCAUGGUUCCAAUAUUUCAACAAUGAGCUAGUACAUACAGUCUCCUUUUCAGAACAUGAAGCUUUUGACCAUCCUGUGACAUGUCUUUUGGCUGUUUCUUCGCGGGAUGAAGAUCCCAUCAACAAAUUUGUUGACCUAUUUAACACUAAUCAGUUGCCUUCCUUUCUCAACGAUGGUGCAAUGGAUCCAAAAAUUCUAAAGCAUUUUGUAUUGGUACACGAUGGUGAAUACACCUCAUUAGAAAGAGCAACAAAAACCUUGGCAGAGAUGAGGAGCACAUUUGGGGCUAGUUGUUGUCAUUUGCUGUGUAUCAACUCUUCUAAGGAUGGGUCAGGAGAACAUGAAAAUCUGUGGGCUGCUUUUAAAACUGAUAUUUCACAUGGCCAGCAGUUACGCUGCUUCCUUAGCUCAGAUGACUUGGAUGAGCUGGAGAAAUUCAUACAAGAUCUAGCGUCUAAACAUAUUAUUCCUCAUAUGGAGCAAAAAAUCCGUCUUCUCAAUCAGCAGGUUUCUGCAACAAGAAAAGGUUUUAGAAACCAAAUAAAGAACUUGUGGUGGAGAAAGGGGAAAGAAGAUACACCAGAAAACCCAGCUGGUCCAAUGUAUACUUUCAGCUCUAUUGAAUCGCAAAUAAGAGUUUUGGGUGAUUACGCCUUCAUGUUACAUGAUUAUGAGCUUGCGUUGUCUAACUAUCGUCUACUUUCUACCGACUACAAGCUCGACAAAGCAUGGAAACACUAUGCUGGUGUUCAGGAAAUGAUGGGACUGACCUACUUCAUGUUGGAUCAGUCGAGAAAGGAUGGUGAAUAUUGCAUGGAGAAUGCAUUUGCCACAUAUUUAAAAAUCGGAUCAUCGGGUCAGAGAAAUGCUACACGUUGUGGUCUAUGGUGGGUAGAGAUGUUGAAGGGCAGAGAUCAGUAUAAGGAGGCUGCCAGUGUAUACUUCCGUAUCUCUGGUGAGGAACCCCUCCAUUCAGCAGUAAUGCUCGAGCAAGCAUCCUAUUGUUACUUGUUUUCCACUCCCCCCAUGUUGCGCAAGUACGGGUUUCAUCUUGUUCUUUCUGGGGACCUGUAUAAAAAAUGUGAUCAGAUAAAACAUGCAAUUCGAACAUACAAAGGCGCCCUUUCUGUUUUUGAAGGAACUACAUGGAGGCACAUUAGAGACCAUGUUCAUUUCCACAUAGGGAAGUGGUAUGGUUUCUUGGGGAUCUUUGAUGUUGCUGUUAAAAAUAUGUUGGAGGUUCUAGCUUGUGGUCAUCAAUCUAAGACGACACAGGAGUUAUUCCUAAAGGAUUUCUUUCAGAUAAUUCAGCAAACAGGCAGAACAUAUGAGGUUCCAAAGCUUCAGUUACCGGUAAUCAACAUCCCUUCAGUCAAAGUGGUUUACGAGGAUCAUCGUACCUAUGCAUCCCAAGCAGCUAUUCAUGUAAAAGAAAGUCUGUGGCGAUCGUUAGAGGAAGACAUGAUUCCAACAUUGUCAAGUAAGAGUAAUUGGCUGGAACUGCAAUCUAAAAUUUUGCCAAAGAAGUUUAAAGAAUCAAAUAUUUGUGUAGCUGGAGAGGCAAUUGGGUUAGCCAUUGAAUUCAAAAAUCCACUCCAAAUACCUGUUUCAGUAUCUGGUGUUACCCUAAUUUGUGAACAUUCUCCAGCAGUAUCUGAACCUAUUAGUUCUAUUGGGAACGAUGUAGAUGCGAAUAAUUCAAUUGGUGAUCAAAAUGGUGAGACAUCAAGCAAAUCGGCCACUAGUGGGAAUUUUACUUCUGAUACAUCUUUAUUUACAUUAUCGGAGGCUGACGUUGCCUUAGGAGAAGAUGAAACAGUACUGUGUAGUAACAUAGGCGUAAUAAACAUCCACCGUCUAGCAGUUGAGAUUAUUUAUGAAAGACUGGAGCUUGUAAAUUUGGGGGCUCAGCAAAAUUCAAGUAGAUGGAAGGAAGUGCUACAUCUUCACUUUUGUAUCCUUUCCUCCACUGUUGAAGCUCUCCAUUACCUUUUACAUGGCUAAUCAGUUAAAUUGUCCAAAGCUUAGAGGUCCGGGGAUUAUGAUUUCAGAUGCAAAUAGCACCAAAAUACUUUUCUAUCUGAUUUUUCAAUUAAAUUAGGGUUCACUAUUGUGUUUUCUACUAACAAAACUUAUCUCAUCAAUCUUUUUGCUUAAAUCAUAAACUAGACUUGCCCAUUGCCUUGCUCUCUGUUGUUUGCUGGUCAAACAGACAAGGCAUUAGCUACACACAGAGUACUUCCUUUUCAUUCUUACAUUAAACUACCAGUUCUAUUUGCGUAUUUUUAAUGCUAAGGAAGCAGUAAUUUGCUGUAUGUUGAUUGCCUCUUUCCCUAACUCUGUGUGUGUGUGUGUGUGUAGUACUUCUAUAUAUCUAGUUUUAUGAUGCUUUAAGAACUGAGGAUUUAGGUUUUUCUUCUGUAGAUAUUGGUUUAAUCAGAAUACGAGUAACAUUGAAAAAAACUAGCCAUUUUGUCCAUGACUUGUCUGAAAGAAUUCGAGUAUUCAACCCAAAACCUUAAGGCAAUAAGUGGAGUAACCCAAGGUCUUUAUAUACCCCCUCCAGCACGUGUAACUUCAUUUCGGCAUACACACGUAAACUUCGAUGCGGACUUACAUAAGUGAGAAUGGACUAACCAAAAGUUGGCUAUGAUGCCAUGCAAUAGAAUUUGAGCAUCCAACUCAAAACCUUUAGGCAAAGGCGGAAGUAUCCCAAGACCCUUAUAGAUCUCUUUGGAAGCCCUUAAACAAUCCAUUUCAUACAACUAUAUAACUCGACACACUAGGGUGUUUUGUGGAAAAUUACAGGUCUACCAUGGUUUAUUCCUUUUAUGCUGAGGUUGCACCUGUUAUGCUUAGCAGGAUGCCUGUAGUUUCUUUGGUGGCCAUUGCUCCUUCUUUGUUGGGAGGAAAGAUCUGUACCUUCUUUUGCAAGUGAGUAUCAAACUUUGACGUUCAUUUUCUAGUAAUGGGAUUGUCCGUCUUGGGACACUUCAGUGAAGAAACCAUAGCAGAUUGAGUUGUUGGAUUUUCUGGAGGCAUUAAAGGGAGGGAAAAGAUAGAAACGUGUAAGAGAGCGGGGAAAGAAGGGCACAAAUUUGAGAUAGAGUUGGGGAAGCCGGAGAGUUAUGCUCUGUUUGCUCAACUGCUGGGAACUGAAGUCAAUGAGAAAAUGGGAGCGGCGGUUUCACUAUUAUAAUUAGUUUUCUCUCUUUGAAGACACUUAUUAUGGGCUGACCUAAAGCCUUUGUCCAGAGUCUUUUAAAUUUCAAAAUCAUUGUUAAUUAUGCAGUUAAAUGUAUAAUAUCAUGUGUCUUUGCUAAUAUUUCCCAAAAAAAA
This is a messenger RNA of Nicotiana tabacum (common tobacco), 3919 nucleotides long. The record is from RefSeq and is a predicted model, not a curated record. NCBI's taxonomy places the organism in Eukaryota, Viridiplantae, Streptophyta, Magnoliopsida, Solanales, Solanaceae.